Molecule: messenger RNA, 1056 nt
Organism: Penicillium antarcticum
Lineage: Eukaryota; Fungi; Ascomycota; Eurotiomycetes; Eurotiales; Aspergillaceae
Gene: fbp1
Product: fructose 1,6-bisphosphate 1-phosphatase
Exons: 1
Coding region: 1-1056 (351 amino acids)
Biological process (GO): gluconeogenesis; fructose 1,6-bisphosphate metabolic process; fructose metabolic process
Cellular component (GO): cytoplasm; cytosol
Molecular function (GO): fructose 1,6-bisphosphate 1-phosphatase activity
Source: RefSeq, a predicted model, not a curated record
AUGGCCUCAGGCGCACCCCCCGUCGGACAGGAGAACAUUAACACCGACAUUGUCACACUCUCCCGUUUCUUCACGGAAGAGCAGAUCAAGUACCCUGAAGCUUCCGGUGACUUCACUCUUCUGUGCCAUGCCCUCCAAUUUUCUUUCAAGUCUAUCGCCUACUACAUCCGUCGUGCCUCUCUGAUCAACUUGACCGGUCUGGCCGGUUCCUCCAACACAACCGGUGACGACCAGAAGAAGCUAGACGUGAUCGGCAAUGACAUCUUCAUUUCCGCCAUGCGCGGCUCCGGCAAGUGCCGCAUCGUCGUCUCAGAAGAAGAGGAAGAGGUGAUCAAGUUCGACGAGCACCCCGAUGCCCGCUACGCCGUCGUCUGCGACCCCAUUGACGGCUCCUCCAACCUGGACGCCGGUGUCUCCGUCGGCACUAUCUUCGGUAUCUUCCAGCUCCCCGACGAGGUCCUCGGCCCCAACAAGUCCGUCGGCCCCGAGGAUCUCCUGCACCCAGGUACUAGCCUCGUCGCCUCCGGCUUCACCAUGUACGGUGCCUCCGCCCAGCUGGUCAUCACCAUGCGCGGCGGUGGCGUCAACGGCUUCACCCUCGAGAACUCCCUCGGCGAGUUCAUUCUCACCCACCCCAACAUGCAGAUGCCCCCCAGCCGCUCCAUCUACUCCGUCAACGAGGGUAACAGCAUGUACUGGGAUGAGUGGUGCAACGCGUACUUUCACAGCCUUAAGUACCCCGGCGAGGGCAAGAAACCUUACAGCGCCCGUUACAUUGGUAGCAUGGUUGCUGAUGCCUACCGUACCCUCCUCUACGGUGGUAUGUUCGCCUACCCUGCCGACUCCAAGAGCCCCAAGGGCAAGCUCCGUAUCUUGUACGAGUGUGCGCCCAUGGCCAUGCUCUUCGAGAACGCUGGUGGUCUGGCUGUCAACUCUCGCAUGGAGCGCCUUAUGGAGGUUGUUCCUGAGAACAUUCACGAUAAGAGCGGUGUCUUCCUUGGCUCGAAGGACGAGGUCCAGAAGGUCAUUGAUAUGUACAACAAGUACCACAAAUAA